Messenger RNA from Petromyzon marinus (sea lamprey), 3878 nucleotides. RefSeq names its product small nuclear ribonucleoprotein U11/U12 subunit 48 (gene SNRNP48). Gene Ontology annotation, cellular component: cytosol; nucleoplasm; U12-type spliceosomal complex. Lineage: Eukaryota; Metazoa; Chordata; Hyperoartia; Petromyzontiformes; Petromyzontidae. The record is from RefSeq and is a predicted model, not a curated record.
GAAGAAGAAGAUCACAGCAAAUCUCCUACGUCACAGCCCCCCCCCCCGACUCGCUGUCGGCAUCAAUGGCGGACGCCGAGGCGGAGGAACGGGAGCGGCGCGCGCGGGAACUCGAGGACUUCGCGCAGCAAUGCCGACGGCGCCUGGAGGAGGUCGCCUCCUCCCUGGGGUGGAGCAUGGAGGUCCUGGAGCGAGCGGCGAGCGAGGAGAGCCUGGUCGUGUGUCCCAUAAACUCGGGGCACCGCAUGCCGGCCGCCUCGCUGGAGCGGCACGUCGAGACAUGUCGACUCAGCGCGCAGGGCUACUCCAAGGACGACCAGGAGAAGAUGAUCGACACAACUUUUUUCUACGAGAAGGCCAAUGUCCCGUCGAUCAAGAUUGACAAAGAGCAGCAAGCACAAAUCAUCCGUGAGGCGAGGGUGAGGAGCUCACAGGGCAUGGGGCUCUUUGCACCAGGCGAGUACUCGGUUGCACCAGGUGCGGUGCCCCUGACGUACGACCGUGCGGCGUGCGAGCUCACGCGAGCCGAUCGCGUCGCCGUCUACGACUUCAUGGUGGCAGAGGCGGCCAGGAUGGGGGCGGCCGUGAGCCAGCCAAUCACGGACGAGCUCUAUAUCGACUGGGCGGCCAAGCUCAAGAAGGCCCAGGCGAAGCAGAGCGGCCCCAAGUCGCACCUCGAGGUGCUGGCCGAGAUGCGUGACUACAAGCGCCGGCGCCAGAGCUACCGCGCCAAGAACGUGCACAUCACCCGGCGCUCCCACACCGAGAUCCUCCGGGAGGUGAUCACCGUGCACACGGGCGAGCUGGCGCGGCAGUGGCGCGAGGAUGCCGCGGAGGGGGGCGAGGUGGAGGGGAGUGGCGGGGAGGCAGCGGCUGCACCGCCCUCCAACGAGGACGCGCCCGACAAUCGUACGGCCGACCGACGCAGCCGGUCGAGGUCGCGAGAAACUCGGCGCUUGGAUGACCGGGAGACGAGAACCCGGAGCCAGAAUCGGGGCUGGGGCCGCGAUCACAAUCAGAACCGGAGUAGGGAACAGAGUCGGGAGCGAAGUCGGAACAGGAGUCGCCAUCAAAGUCCGGAGCGGAGCAGGCAUGGGAGCAGGGAUCGCAGUCGGGACGGGGGCCGGAGGAAUCGAAGUCCGGAGCGUAGCAAGAACUGGCGUCAGGACCGGAGUCGGAUUCAAAUCCCGGUUGCCAGUCGCAGCCGGAAUCACAGCCGGGAUCGGAGUCCAGAACGGCAGAGCAGGAAACGGGACCGGAGUCGGGACCGGGAUGAAAGCACGGAGCGGAAUAGUAAUCUCAGUCGGCAUCGGAGUCCGAAUCUAAGCCCGAAACGGAGUCGCAGCCGGAAUCAGAGUCCAGAACGGCAGAGCAGGAAACGGGACCGUAGUCGGGGCCGGGAUGAAAGCACGGAGCGGAAUAGUAAUCUCAGUCGGCAUCGGAGUCCGAAUCAAAGCCCGAAACGGAGUCGCAGCCGGAAUCGGAGCCGGAAUCGCAACCCGGAUCCCAAUUCGGAUCAGAGCAGCAGCAGCAGCAGCGGGAGCAAGAAUUCCCACGGGAUUGCCGAGAAGAAGCGACGCAAGAAGAAAAAGAAGAGGAGGAAACGGAAGCGCGAGAGGAGCCAUCGGAAGAGCCAGGAGUGUGGUGGCGGCGGUGACGAGGAGGAGAGCAGCGAGGCAACGUAGGCACCGCGUGCGCCGGUGCUGCAGCUGCGGAUAAAGGCGCAGCUCUGCAACCGCUCGCUCAUGCUGCUCCUGGCGCAAGGGCUUCCUCUCUGGGGAACUCUAAAGCGGGAAGUUGGUCUGCUCCCCACGGCCGACGGAACGUGCUGGAAGAUGAAGACGUGGACUAACCCACGCUUGUACCCCACGCGCGUGGCCUGCCUGCCAAUCGACCGACCGACCGUGGUUAAACCCCAUUCACACUGUGUGGACGGGAUUAAAGUUGAACCGGCGACGUCUGGUUUGCACGUCCAGUCUGCUGACCGCGGGCGACGGGAUCCGUCACGCCCACCACAUCUCCACGGCACGCGGGAGUUUGGCUGUGAUUUGAAAGGACCUCAAAGAGACCGUCUCUCAUGCAGGCCCUGUGGCCCCCACACUGGAUGUUAGACCGAGUUGCGUGGACGUCGCGUGCAUGACGUCAACGCGAAUAAAUCCUGUUCGCCACACAGCCGCGGUGGAACUUGACUCUGUGGGUCACGUGGUGAUGUGUGUGGCGAUUGCUGCUCAGACCGAUCCGGUGUGAACCCACUCUCACCAUAACGUCGGUGGCUCUCAGCCCCCCUUUUCCUUGUCUUCUCCCCCUGAUCUACCAGCCCAGUCAGCUGCCCGCUUACUCCUGCCGGCAUAUUUUGCGAGUAAUGCUACAGUAACAAACACAAAAAUAUUACUACGUUUUAAUUACAUUCACAUCGAAUUGACACCUACGACAUUGAGUUAACACUUCACAACCGUUAACUGUAAAUGUUUACAAUUUAAUAUUUACACUAAUAAAACCCCUUGCUGGCGCCGUGAAGCCGACCGGGAGGAAGUCACGUGGUUCGCUGGGGUGUGGAAUCGCUUUGGAAAUAUUUUGAUGGGAUUCAAGAAUGUCUUUUGUACAAUUUGUAAAAUAAGUUGCAGAAAUAAAUGGUGAUAAUCGGAACGGGAGGUAGCACCAGCAUAACACGUGGAAGGCCGAGGUGUCCAAGGCCACGGGUUCCCCAAAUUUCACGCACCAGGUAAGCACAUGGCAUUAUAAAUACUAGUGCUUUCGUUAACACGUGACCACUGCUGUUGCGUGAAUUGUUUUGCGUAUGUCUCCCACCCCCCCCCCCCCCCGUCAUCCACCCCUCCCACCCAAAGAUGUCACACGUACCCCCCCCCCCCCCCGGGUUACGCAUACUACUGAUUAACUACCCCGCUGCCCUACAUCGCACGGCCGACGUGCCGUCAAACUGUAAAGUGUGCUCGUAAUAAACGGGUUCGGGCCUUCCAACGUGUAAAAGUCUGAUGGAUUUAUUUGGCGAUAUUAAAAAAAAAACCGCCGUCCUUGGCUCGCGCGCCGCUGAACAAACCCGCACGGCUCGCGCCGUGGUUUUUGCCGCGUCGGUCGUAAUUGCUUCGGUCUCCGGCCCCCUUGCCCGCUAUUACGCGCCAGCUCUUCAACGGCCGACCCGAACGCAGCGGACGUCCGGGCGACGUCGAAUUUCAAGCAAAGCCCUGCGGCGAAAUGCACCGGCUGGACACACGUGAUUUGUAACGCGACCUGCAGGAGGAGUUGGAAGUUAUGGGUUUUCAAAUGACCAGUCUUUGCACUUAUUUUUGUUAACGUUUACAAUCCACAGGUGUGCAUGUUGAGGCACUGGCUCGAAUGACAAACAUUCUGCACGUUCGUCGGUAACGCUGCAGAGAGGCGAUCAGCUACGAAGAAGAGGGCCGUUUCCUGAUACGUCCCCUGUUAUAUAUUACAGUAAAACCUUGGGAUUGCGAGCAUAAUUCGUUGCGGAAACGUGUUUGUAAUACAAAGCACUCGUAUAUCAGUUGUGAUCACGUGAUGCUCGGCAGUACAAAGCGUAUACGUACUACUCGUAUUGCAAGACCGCGCUCGUUUAUCAAAUUAAUAUUUACUUAAAAAAUUUGCUCGUCUUGCAAAACACUCGCACACCAAGUUACUCGCACUCCAAGGUUUUUACGGUAUUGCUGUCAGGGGGCAGCGAUGUUGACGGAUGUGUUGAGUUAGUUUUUUUUCUCUGUGCUUGUGCACCGCUGCCAAUGCUCUGUCACAAUCGCUCUGUUAUUGACCUGAAUGUGUCAUUGCAUCUCUUCUCUUAUGAUGGGAAAAAAAAAACAUUUUUCCACAAUAAACCCUCGAUGAGUCUUCAGACUGAGUUUCAA